UAUUACAAUGCAUGUUAGUCAAAUCUAAGCCAAAGGUAGAUCAAGAAAAGGACAAGGAGACUAGAAAAGGUAAGUAUUGCUUUUAUUUCUCUCUCCCAAGAAUGAGGAGUAAAGGGAACCAAACUAGAUGUAACACCAAGCAUCUGAUUGGUCUUUCUGUUGUUGGUUUUUCUUUACUAAAUUGCAGCUGCAGGAGUUCAAUCCAGAUAAGGGCCAUGUGCAAGACAGGAGAGGGAGAUUUAACCCUGUGCUAUAGUCCUGAUUUGGGUUGUCCCUCACUCCACAUGUUUUCUCUUUCCUAAGAAGGAAAUUGCUAUUCACAUGGUUGCUGUCAGAGCAGAUAAGUGUGAAGCCACAGAUUAAAUUAAUUCAAAUAACAGAUCAAAUGUUUCUAAAUAUCCUAUUUCAAGAUGGAAUCCUUUACUGAAUAGUCUAAAACCUAUGUCUACAUUUUUACAAGUGUCGCCAGCCAAUCUGAGCUACUUCUUCCUUGUAGAAGACUUCACAGAAGCAUUGUAAGUAAAAUUUAAAGGGCAAUUCAAUAAUGUAAACAGAUUGCUCUUAACUAAAUAACUGUAUCGACAAUCUGCUUCAUUCCCAAACAAACAAACUAGAACUAAUCUGUCUUUCGCAGAACUCUGGGGUUGUCAUUUUCUUCUGAAAAGAUUGUUCUAUCUUUAACUUGAUGCACAAUAUGCUGAAAUUCAACAGUUGCACUUUUUUGGCUAUCGAGUUCAGUGGUUGUUGAGUUUUAGUCUCUUGUACAGCUGUGAAUGACAAAGAAACCGAACAAGAAGUGACACCCCAAUAUUUCUGCUCUAUUUUUUCCCAGAGUUUUAAUGUAGCUAAGAAAAGUAACACAAAAGGAUCUAAUAUAAAGUGAUGAGAUAAAGAAGAAGUCCUGAAGGCUGUCCCCAAGCACAAUUACUGAGGAGUAAUUCCUACUGAAGUCAGUGGAAUUUAUUUCUGAGUAAACCUUUUUUAGGACUGUGCUGUAAGUGUUUUUGGGAUUGGGACUGACAUCUCAAUUCCCUUUCUAGGUCAAAAUUAUUAGGGGGUAAUUAUAAAAACUGCCAACAUCUGAAACUGACUGGAGCUUGUUGGCUGAAAUCUACUGCAGUGAUUCUGUGAAAGGAAUUUGAAAGUACAACCAAAGCAGACUUGUGAAAGACUGCUUACUUUUCCUGCAUCCUUUUUUUUAAAGGAUCUAUUUUCUUUUUGCAAAUCUAUUGCCAAAGGUUGUUUCUACUUAAUUAUGCCAUCCCCUCUGCCUCAUAGACGUCUUCAUCAUCUGCAGUUUUCUCCAUCUGUGAAUGCACGGCCCUGCAGUAGUCCCUUGGUGUUUUCUGCCAAAGGUGAAAAGUUCUUUUGUGAAGAAGGUCUUUCUCCCAGAGCUCGCCGACUACCCACUCGUCUAGCCUGGUGUUGUAUAGACUGGGAUCAGUUGUGUCUACUGCAUCCCCUGGGUUCUGGUGGCUUUGGUUCUGUCUACAAGGCUGUUUACCAUGGAGCAACAGUGGCAGUGAAACAGGUGAAGAAAUGCAGUAAAAACAGUUUAGCAUCACGGCAGAGUUUCUGGGCAGAAUUAAAUGUGGCACAUCUUGACCAUCAAAAUGUGGUGCGUGUAGUAGCCGCUAGUACAUGUGCUCCUGCUACUCAGGAUAGUUUGGGCACCAUAAUAAUGGAAUAUGUAGGCAGCAGCACUCUGCACCACGCUAUCUAUGGGACUGACUGCAGGGCAGAAAAAAGGAAGGAUGAUGGGCUUGGAUGUGGCCAUGUGUGUUUGAGCCUAACUCAGGCACUGGGCUAUUCUUGUGACAUUGCUGCAGGUCUAGUCUUUCUCCAUUCACAUUUAAUUGUGCAUUUGGAUUUAAAACCUGCUAAUAUAUUCAUCACAGAACAAAAUGUUUGCAAAAUUGGAGAUUUUGGAUGCUCCCAAAAACUACAGGAUCUUGUAUCAUCAGGCCCACUACUUUCUCAACAAGGUGGGACAUAUACCCAUCGUGCUCCUGAACUCCUUAAAGGUGAGAGAGUCACCCAUAAGGCAGACAUCUACUCUUUUGCUAUUACACUCUGGCAAAUGGUUACACAGCAAGAACCUUAUUUGGGUGAGCGUCAGUAUGUACUCUACUCUGUUGUCGCUUGUAACUUGCGCCCCUCUCUGACUGCAGCUGUGUUUAAAGGUUCAGCCACUGGACAACAGCUUGAAAGCAUAAUUGAAAUUUGUUGGAAGUCUGACAUAGCAGAACGUCCUACUGCAGACCUUCUCCUCCAGAAUCUUCACUCUCUGUCUCUAACAGUAUAAAAAAUACUGGCUUGUGUGUGUGUCUGCUUUUACUGUUUACUAUUUUCUUAGCUAAAUUCGUGUGUUAUUGCUUUGACCUCUCAGGAUUCAAAGCAAGUUUAAAAAAUGUUACUGGUUUUCAGAUUUUCUACAAAUAAAACUCUGCAGAAUACUAGUAGCAGGUUUGAGAAUGCUCUUCUCGGCAGAAUAACAGCACGAUGUACGUGAUUAAGCUGUCCAAUUUUUGUUGAUGUUGAGAAGGAAAGUUGCAUGCUUGUAAUGCCCAGUAUCUAAAAUCUGGAAUACUGUAAUCAGCAUAUUUAGUGUGGGACAGUAAUAAUCCUAGAGUUCCUUAGUAACAAUACAUAGGACUGGGUUGCAUGAUUGCAGUUUAAAAUGGUUAGAUAAAAACAUUUGUCCUUUUUUUCUCUCUGACUAUGGUGGUAUCUCUCUGUGUGAACUGAGCUAGAAAUUAGAACACCUUAUUUUCUAGAUACUGCUGAGUGACAUGACUUUCAAGGAUAAGAACAGAUUUACAAAUACAGUCGCCACUCUGUUUUUGUGGGAGAUCCGUUCCACACACAUACACCCUGCGAAAACAGAAACUUGCUGAUAUUCAAGCCCCAUUGGUAUGGGCGUGCUGCAUAGGAACAUACCCCAUUUUUCCCCUCCAUUUGCCACUCACU
Molecule: messenger RNA, 2970 nt
Organism: Sceloporus undulatus (fence lizard)
Lineage: Eukaryota; Metazoa; Chordata; Lepidosauria; Squamata; Phrynosomatidae
Gene: MOS
Product: MOS proto-oncogene, serine/threonine kinase
Exons: 1
Coding region: 1256-2305 (349 amino acids)
Biological process (GO): protein phosphorylation
Molecular function (GO): protein kinase activity; ATP binding
Source: RefSeq, a predicted model, not a curated record